GCUAAUUUCUGUCAAGCAAUCCAUCCUAACAAUAGCUAAAAAGAUGGCAUUCUCCAGCCUUGCACUCGCUCUGAUGUGUGUCGUGAGUCUAGCCCUGGCUCAUCUUACCCAAGCCCAAAACUCCCCCCAAGACUUCCUUGCUGCUCAUAAUGCCGCACGUGCGCAGGUUGGCGUCGGCGCCAUGACAUGGGACCCUACCGUGGAGGCCUUUGCCAGGAACUACGCUAAUCAGCGUAUCGGUGAUUGCCGGCUUGUGCACUCAGGUGGGCCAUAUGGUGAGAACAUCUUCUGGGGCUCUGGCCGUGAAUUCACAGCUGCUGAUGCAGUGAAUUCAUGGGUCGGCGAGAGACGAGACUAUAACUACAACGCAAACACGUGUGCAGCCGGAAAGCAGUGUGGACACUACACUCAGGUAGUUUGGCGUGACUCGGUCCGACUCGGUUGCGCACGUGUGAAGUGCAACAGUGGUGCAAUUUUCAUCACAUGCAACUACAGCCCUCCUGGCAACAUCGUUGGGCGAAGGCCGUACUAGAGCUCUAUAAUCCAUAUUAUUAUGUUGCUACUCUUGAUUAUCUCUCCAAUAAUCUUUCUGUUGAAUAAGCUCAAGGAUCAUGUAUCCUAGAUGAGUGUUUGUUUUUAUUACUAAUAA
This is a messenger RNA of Magnolia sinica, 649 nucleotides long. RefSeq names its product pathogenesis-related protein PRB1-2-like. Gene Ontology annotation, cellular component: extracellular region. The coding region runs from base 44 to 532 and encodes 162 amino acids. The transcript has a single exon. NCBI's taxonomy places the organism in Eukaryota, Viridiplantae, Streptophyta, Magnoliopsida, Magnoliales, Magnoliaceae. The record is from RefSeq and is a predicted model, not a curated record.